Ostrea edulis (European flat oyster) is the source of this 9168-nucleotide messenger RNA. RefSeq names its product myotubularin-related protein 13-like. NCBI's taxonomy places the organism in Eukaryota, Metazoa, Mollusca, Bivalvia, Ostreida, Ostreidae. The transcript is spliced from 41 exons. The record is from RefSeq and is a predicted model, not a curated record. The coding region runs from base 90 to 6326 and encodes 2078 amino acids.
CCGGAUGUAGCUUGCAAGUGAAAAAGAUUCAAAAUGGCUGACUUGAAAUGAGAAAGGAUCGACUUAGAAAUUUUCCGGUUCCUUAGGCGAUGUCCCGCUUGGCCGACUACUUUAUCGUGAUUGGAUAUGAUCACGAUAAAGACAGAAAUGGGUCAAGUGAAGGACGUAUCAUUCAGCGAUUUCCAGAGACUGACUGGGAUUCUUGUCCAUUCACUCAGAGUAUCGAAUUGUUUUGUCGGCCAAUUGGAUGGACACUCUCAGCCAACAGACAGCCACCCGAGUUCUUUGUGGCCGUCCUGACAGAUAUUGAUGCUGACAGACACUAUCUGUCUGUCCUGACGUUCAGCGAGAGUGUGGCCAUUUCACCCACGAAAUCUGAUGAUGGCGACACAGAAGAGGACACCGCCCUUAACAUACAUUCCCUCAUGUACUCCCCUAAGUCUAUUGUUCUGGUGUCGCGGCUGGACUACUUUGAAACAUUCAAGAACUGUCUGGGAAUCAUAUACACUGCUUAUGUGGACAAGCUGGAUGUUCAGCUAGAGGUGUUGGUCGGGAACAUCCUAGGCUGUGUGCAGGUCCCUCCCCCAGGUGGCCCUCAGGUGCGGUUCUCCAUUGGCGCAGGUGACAGGCAGGCACUACAGCCCCCAUUGAGUGCCUCAGUUCCAUCCUCCAGAAAUGCAACAGCUCUUCUUUUUCAACAGCUAGGAAUUCAGAAUGUUCUGACUUUGUUCUGUGCGGCCAUGACUGAUCACAAAAUACUCUUCCAUUCACAAAGUUAUUCACGGCUCACUGAUGCUUGUCAAGCCAUCAACAUCCUGCAGUACCCUCUCAGAUACAGUUAUGUGUAUGUGCCCAUAUUGCCUGCCCCUCUGUACGAGGUCCUCAACACGCCCACCCCUUUCAUAGCUGGUGUUCACUCCUCGCUGGCAGAAGACACUGCUGAUCUGGUGGAUGUCAUCAUUGUCGAUCUGGAUGGGGGUAGCGUCCACAUCCCCGAGUGCGUCAAUCUGCCGACAUUGCCAGAGCCGAUGGUGUCCCGUGCAAAGAAAACCCUCACUAUGAUAGAUAUAACCUCAAUUUCUACAUUUACUUGGUCAGAAAUGGUGAUGAAUGCUGACCUACUGAUGGCAGACUAUGCAUUUCCUCCUCCAUCACCAAAGAAACCUCCCUCACUGGAACAAAAGGAUAAAGAAAUUCGUGCAAUAUUUAUUCGUUUUUUUGCUGAGCUGCUGAGUGGAUACAGAUCUUGUCUUACUGUGAUCAGAAUACACCCUGAACCAUUCAUCACUUUCCACAAGGCCAACUUUCUGGGUCACAGAGGAAUGGUGGAUGUUGACUUUCUAGUGCGAGUUCUGGAGGGAAUGAGCUUCAGUACGUUUGUUGCAGAGAGGGGAAACCCCUACAGAGCCUGUGAUAUUUUUGAUGAGGUCUAUUCAAAUAUACAUGAUCUGCUGACAACAGAAACUGCUGACCCCGAGAAGGUUAUGGAACAUGUCAAGGAUUUAGCCAAACAUCUCCACACCAAUGAGAAUCCCAACCCCCAGCCUUAUGUACAGAAAGUCCCCAAGCCAACGGACGGAGCUUACUCAAGGAUUCAUCAGACGCCAUUCCCUGUACUAAACAGUGACCAUGUACACACAAUCCUGCACGAGGGCAUAGAGAAACACAGCCUCAAGUCAAAAAUGACUGUGCGACCUAACCAGGUGAGGAUUGUUCCCAUGGGAACACCAAUCACAGCACUAGUAGACAGACAGAGAAUGGUGGACAACAAUGCCAGGCGACUGGAAGUUCUUCGUAACUGCAUCAAUUUCUUGUUUGACAACAAAAUUUCUGAUGCCAGAAUAAUCUUCCCAGCUGUACUGAGAGCCCUCAAGAGCCGUGUGGCUCGCCUGGCCUUGACCCAGGAACUGGGUUAUCACAUCAGAUCCAACAGAGCGGUCCUGGAACACCAGCAGUUUGAUCUGGUCGUCAAGCUCCUGAACUGCUGUCUACAAAACGAUUCCAGCAUGGAUGAAAAUGGUGUGGCGGCUGCGAUAUUGCCUCUGGCUACUACCUUCUGUCGGAAACUGUGUACGGGGAUCAUCCAGUUUGCCUACACAUGUGUACAGGAGCACGCAGUGUGGCAGAACAUGCAGUUUUGGGAGGCCGCGUUUUACCUGGAUGUACAGAAGCAGAUUCAGCAACUCUAUGCACCUCACUACGAGGAAAAUAAUGUCAGCGAUAAACGCGACAGCUUCCCUGCAUCACCGACACACAAAAAUAAUGAGCUUAAUGUCGCUAAGAACAGUAGCAAUGGACAGACUGUGUCUUCAGAGAGGAGGUCCAGCUACCGAUCUCGAGAAAUAGGGGUGCUGGAAAUAGCUGCUGAACAGUUGCGGGUCUGGCCAACCCUGGGUGAGGAGAAGAGAGAGGAGAUGGUGAGUAAUGAGGAAUCCACGGUGUAUAGCCAGGCCAUACACUACGCCAACAGGAUGGUGUACAUGAGGGUCCCACUGGAGACCCAGAAAAGCAUCAAAACCCUGUCCCCAGAUUGGGAGAGCACCAGCAAUAGUAAUAUUGCCUCCAGCCUUGCUGACAGUGAGAGUAUGGAUGCAGAGAGUGGUUAUGAUGAGAUGGAGAUUUCUGAUGUUGGUGCAAAUGUUAUAAAAUUUGUGACCCGGUUUGUGGACAAGGUCUGUAAUGAGAGCCAAGUAACUCAGGAACACAUUAAGUCCCUCCAUCAAAUGAUUCCCGGGGUGGUGGCCAUGCACAUAGAGACCCUGGAGGCUGUGAAUAGGGAGAGCAAGAGACUCCCUCCCAUUCAGAAGCCGAAGCUCCUGAAGCCCACUCUGUUACCGGGGGAGGAGGUUGUGAUGGACGGUUUGAGGGUGUACCUCCUUCCCGAUGGUCGAGAAGAAGGCCUCGGAGGAAACAUGGGAGGUCCCACACUACUGCCAGCAGAGGGCGCUGUGUUCCUCACAAACUACAGAAUCUUAUUCAAAGGAACACCAUGUGAUCCUCUUGCCUGUGAGCAGAUAGUGAUUCGGUCCUUCCCCAUUUCCACUCUAACAAAAGAGAAACUAGUCAAGUUACAGUAUACCCCACACAUAGAUCAGCUCCCUAAGGAGGGAGUGCAGCUCAGGUCCUGUAUAUUUCAGCUGAUGAAAAUCGCGUUUGAUGAGGAAGUCAGCCCAGAUGAUGUUGAGGCUUUCCGUAAACUGUCCACAAAAUAUCGCAGCCCGACAACAGUGUUCAUGACAUUUGCAUUUGCUGGACAAGCAAUACCACAACCCAGUACUAUGCUGAAACCAGUAGAGAAGAAUGCCUCACUCAAAAAUUUUGCCAAGAAGACAAUCAUGAAAACUGCCAGAAAAGCAGGUAUAGCAAAACAGAAAGCACCCAAACGGAAAUAUGUGCUACCUACUCCACCAAUGAGUCGGCGGAGCAUGUCCCCGCGUUCUUCUGCAGGGUCGGACAGUGAAUCAGACAGACCUGUCAGUGAAGCAUUAGACGAUCUUUCUAUAAUAGACGAGGGAGAGUUUGGCAGGAGUUGGUUAUCUGACCCCAAGGUCAUUGAGAGGUUAAUGGAGAGACCUGGUUACCAGGACUAUGUACGCCAGGGAUUCGGGGAGCCUUCAGAUUCCUCCGUCAAAGGGAAGUCCACAGAGCAGUUCAGGAUAUCUACUGUCAACUCCAACUUCUCCGUGUCCAAAAGUUACCCAGCCCUGUUAGUUGUUCCUGCCAACUUUCCGGAUGACAGUAUAAGAAGGUUUGCCAGGACACACAGACAGUACAGAUUUCCGGUGGUGACAUGGCGACACCCACGCACCAAAGCAUUGUUGUUACGGGCCAGUGGUUUUCAUGGACGUGGUCUGAUGGGCAUGCUAAAGUCAGAUACAACAACAGGUACAUCCACGGGUGAAAUCUCAGCAUCGCUGCAUCAGGAGCGAUACUUUUCAUGUAUUGUGUCAGCCACACCCAAUAGUAUGAAAUCGUACAAGCCUUCCUACAGUGACUCUCUCACAAGUUUAGACUCGCUGAUGUUGACGGGAGUUCAGGAGUCGUUACUCGUCCCAGAAACACCAGAGGUAGUGAGACGCUCCCAUCCUGCCGCGUCGAGCAUGCGUAACAUCAGCAACCCAAAGACCUCAUCUAAUCGUGACUCUGUGUACUCCAUUGCCGAGUCUAACCCAGUCACCGGCAGAAGUAGCCUCUUUUUACGGGCUGUCAACAUAUUUCGGCCGGGUGGGGCUAAAAGCUCCCCCGAACUUUUGACUUUACCACGUCGGACUCGAACCAGGAACGCUUGGCCAACAUUUUCACGCAUCGGCAGCAUACGUGAGAAACCUCGCAUGAAUUCCAGCAGUGCCACGUUAGACUCGUCUGCCAUGCUGCACCAGAAUGGCGGGGUCAACGAGAGGUCAGAGCUCCUUCACAACUCAGUGCAGGGCCUCAAACGUGUGGCCCUUUAUGUCCUUGGGGAAAAGGCACAGAUGAAGGGAAUCAAGGUAGAAUCUUUCCCAAAGUGUGAUUUCAUCCCAGUAGAGUUCUAUGAAGUCCGGCAAGUCAAGGCAAGCUUUAAGAAGUUGAUGAGAGCGUGUGUGCCAAGUGCUCCACUGACCCCCGAAACAGGCUUCCACAAACUUGUAGAGGAAUCAGAAUGGCUCCUACAGGUUCAGAAUAUUAUGCAGCUGGCUGGAGCCACUGUAGAUCUGCUGGACGUGCAAGGGUCAUCCGUCAUCAUCUGUCUGGAGGAUGGCUGGGACAUCACCACGCAGGUGGUGUCUGUAGCUCAGCUGCUCUUAGAUCCAUAUUACCGCACCAUUGAAGGAUUCAAGAGUCUGGUGGAAAAGGAGUGGUUGUCAUUUGGUCAUCGCUUCACUCACCGCAGCAACCAGACAGCAGCCAAUCAGGCGAGUGGGUUUGCUCCACUGUUUCUGCAGUUUUUGGACGUGAUCCAUCAGAUACACAACCAGUUUCCAUUGUCUUUCGAGUAUAACCAGUUCUUCCUGAGGUUCAUAGGCUAUCACUAUGUGUCCAAUCGAUUUCGGACAUUUAUGAUGGACAAUGAGUAUGAGCGAGUGGAGGCUGGCUGGCUAAUGGAUGAUAGGAGAUCAUCCAAGAUCAACCACGAACAGUCGGAGCUAGAUGCUGGUUUUGCCCAGAGGCACCAGUCUCACCAGGGAACAUCAAUCUGGGACUACAUAGAGAAGCAUCAUCGGAAAUCGACUCUAUUCCUGAACUUCCAGUACAGUACGCGGGACCAGGAUGUGGUCCUCCGUCCAUACUCCAACAUCUCAAAUCUCAGAAUCUGGGACUUUUUCCUGAACGAAGAUCUCGCUCAUGGACCAGCUUAUGAGAUUGAGACAACAAAUAAAGAAAUCCAGAUCAGUGAGGAAGAGAGGACGGACAGCUCUGGACAACCACUCAUGCGGAAAAUUGUCAAUGGCUGCUAUGAUAAUGUAAUCUUACAACAACCCAAUGUGUUCAGGCAAAUGCUUCAGGAAAUACACAAGUUGGAGACAGAUUUGGGGCAUUUCCAGCAAAAAUGGAAGGCAGUCUGGGACAAGCUUGACUUGCCAACUGGCAAACGAGAGACUAUGCAAAGAAAUCUAUCCUUUAAUACUCAGAUUGUGAAAUCUCAUGGACGCUCGAUACACAAGCGAUCAACCCUGGAAAUUUUAGUGAAAGGGAAGAUGUUAGGAGAAGCUGCCAAGAUGUUUAGUCAGCCUCAUCGUUUUGAAAAACACACUUACACUACACCAGCAUAUUGUGAUUACUGUGGGCAGGUGCUUUGGGGUCUUCUCAAGACAGGGAUGCACUGCACAGAUUGUGGUUAUAACUGUCAUGAGAAGUGUACAUCUAAUGUGCCAAAAAACUGUACAAAGUUAAAAAUAGUCCCUGACACUGGCAACAACAGCUCAAGCGUGUCCAGAUCUUCAGACACAUCUACCCUUAAAAGUGAGGAGUUCCCAGUAGAGAGUGGCCCGACUUUUGCCACCUACACUCCAGCCUCAGCCAACACAGAAAACAGCUGUCUCCACAAAGGUUACCUCUUCAAGAGAGGGGCCCUCCUAAAGGGUUGGAAGCAGCGAUGGUUCGUCUUGGAUUCUACAAAACACCAGCUGCGGUACUAUGACUCUGAAGAAGACACAAACUGUAAGGGCUACAUCGAACUGUUUGAUGUCCAGUCAGUCCAGAUCAUACGCAACGUCCAGGGGGCCCCCAAAAAAGCAGACGAGAAUGCUUUCUUUGAGUUGAAAACAAACCGAAGAGUCUACAACUUCUUGGCAGCAGAUGCUAAAACCGCCCAGAUCUGGAUUGACCGGAUUCAUGGCUUUAUAUGAAGGUGAGGAGGUUAACAUACGAUCACGCAAGUGCCCCCUCUUCAUUCCUGCUGUUGGAGACCAAAGGUGCCAUAGUUUUGUCCUCAAUCCACCUGUCCGUGUGUUGUGUGUAUCUGUGUACUAUUGUCUACAUAAUGGCGGCCCUUGACACUCGGAAAAUACAAGUGGAACAGACAAAGAAAUCUGAAGAAAAUCCCUACAGGUUUCAAAUAUUUCAAAAUGCAAAUGACAGAGUAUUUAUACGGGAGGAUGAGGAUAAACCUGAAAUUUUAAUGGAAUUUACUGCAGCUGGACAGAACAUUCAGAGUAAACAUCAAAUCAAUUGUUUUAUUUAUCUUGCAAUAGCAGCUAUGUCACUGUAAUAACUAUGUUUGUUAUCUGUGUGGUGUUAGUGAUGGUAUCCCAGGAUUCUCUGCUGCCUCGGUGCUUUGACUGGCCUGUCACACAAAACUCUCAUCGUUUUGGUGUGACAGACACAGGUCCCAUGCUUAGGAGCUUAUUUACAAGGACACACACUUUUGGAGGAUAAGCAAACGUGCUUGAUGCAUAAUAAAUUUGUAAAUAUGUUUGUUGGACAAAUGUCUGGACAUCUGUACACAGUAUGGAUUGUGAUUGAUUUGUCUUACUGGCUUGUUGAAAAGGGAAGCUUGAAUUAAAUCAGUUUAUCUUAGUUUAGACGACGGAGGAAAUAAAACUGAGGCUAGUGUUUAUAAUGCAGUACUUUUACUUUAGAGUGACACAAAGCUGAACAAAUUGUUAGAUAUAUAGCUAUGCGUCUUUAUUUAUGUCUAUAAUAAGAAUGACAUUACGGGAAGAUGUAUGUCGUUAUGUCCUGUAUAUUUCAUCAUGCUGUACAAAUCAUUCAUGUAUUUAUUUAUUUUUUGGAUCACUAGACUAGUAAUCAUCAUGUUCUUUGUACAUAAGAUUUCUACGCUUUCUGAAUAAUGUAUAUAGUGUAUUUAUUAGGCAGUAAGUUUUGUAUGUGUACUUGUGUGCAACACCCCCCCCCCCCCCCCCCCCCUCCCCUCCCUCCUCAUAGAAUCACACCAUAUCAGGACUGUGUUUCAAUGACAUUCUUUUUGUGAAUGUCUCUUAGUUUGGUUUCCACAGGCUUUUAUUGUUGUUUAAUGUUUUUUGUUGCUAGUCAAUUUUGCACUGUGAGCCUGAUUUCUGUCACCAAAUCAAUUUUACCAUCAAAUAUCGUGAAUUAACUCCGUUUUUGUAAACAGAAAGUUUUAUUUUUGUCGACCAAUAAACUGCCAGAUGCUUCAUUGACUUUCAUGUUCAAAUUUACAAUUCUUGAAGUAUUGAAUAUAGAACACCUUCGAGUACAAUUGUGUAUUAAACUACAUUUUAUUUUUAACCUCUUGAAUUCAGCUGCUCAUUUGUGUGUCUUGUUAAGAAUGACCAAGGUUUUAGAUCCCAUGACAUGAAAUUUUUAGUAACAUUUUAGCACCAUAUGCAUGUGCAUAUUUAUGUUUUGACAGAAUUACAGUGUACCUACAGAGCCAGUUUUAUUUAAUGGGCUUAAAACAGCUUUGUGGGUCUCUGUGUUAUCUCCACUAAUGUUUUGUGACAGUAUUGCUUCCCCUCUCAGUUCUAAAUCUGCUCAACAUUGGUAGAAUACGCGGCUAUCAUGAAAACUAUCCAAUACUUCCUGUCUCAGUGCCCCAACAGCAGAUGACUGGUUUCAGUAGGAAAUACUUGUGCAAUAAAGUACAUCAGAUAUUGUGAAAGUAGAGUGGUUUUCGGCGAGUGUUCUCCCCUUGUCAGUAUUGUAGAUUUUCGUUUUAAGAUUUGAUCCAUUGCGUGUUUGUGGGAUGCAUGAUAUAUACAAUAAGAUAGACUGGAGUAAAAUAUUACCAUCAUACUUUAAUCCUACACGAAAGUCUGAUGUACAUGAAUAUAAAACAAAUUUUGUAAUGAAUUAUUUAUCAGAUUUUUUUCCUUGAGAAAUAUUGGUACUUUUUGUGCUGUUAUUGUUGAUUCACAUGAAAUUUCCACGCUGCUCAAAAAAAGUAAAGGUAUUUAGUUUCUUGGUACAUGUAGGUAUAUUGACAUCAUGAUAAGAAAGUGAGAAUAGGCUUAAGGUAGCUCACUACACUAAAGCUUAUAUUCUUUAUGACAGAUGGCGAUUUAAAUGUUUUGUGAAAUUAUUUGUAUCGAUUGAUUUGUUUGUCUCUCAUCAUAGCUCAGUGGUUAAAGUAUUGGACUGGUGAACCACAGAUCUCGAGUUCAAAUCCGCCAGAGUCUUUUGUUCAUAUGUGUUGAAAUAAAAAAAAUUUGAAAAUCAUGUUUUUAUCCAAAAUUGCAUAUUUUCUGCCUUUUUUGGCAUAUUAACUUCAUGUAUAUCAUCAUAUCUUUUAUGAUUAAAUCAAUUCGUACUGAUUUGAGACACUAUUUCAAGGUGUAGUGAGCCACCUUAGAUAAACAAAAAUUUAACUGACAUAAUGUGUUAGAUAUUGCAAUUUUUAAGUCAUUAAAUUUGUGCUGAGAUUUUGUUUUUAAUGAUUCAAAAUGUCAAUCAACUAGUAGCCAAGAGAAUGCUACAUUUAUUAUUUUUGAUUUUUUUGUAAGGUUCUUGGGUAAUAGAGCAUGGUUUUUGUGGAAAAUAUAGCAUACCAAUCUUUAACAAUGUGAAAUAGAAUUUUAUAUGACACAGUUCUAUGUGUCUUCUUUAAAGGACUUUGAUUAUUUUCAAUAGAAUUUCUCCUUCUAUAGAUAUUUUUAAUACGAUUUUGUUACAAGUUGCACCAGCUGUUGUUUGUAUAGUGUAUGUUUAAAGCUUGUAUGUAUGUUACAUACUGACAUAGGGUACUGAAAUAAACAUCAUAAGAUUUAA